AUGAUAAAAUGCAUGGAUAAUGCCGUCACCCCUGCUGAACUGGAAGAACUUUUAUUGACCCAUGAGGCUGUUGCAGAGGCCGCAGUUGUGGGGGUUCCCAGCUCCAAGUAUGGCGAGGCUCCAGCAGCCUGCGUCGUUGUCAAAGACGGUUUCGAGAAAAACCUCGAGAGUUUGUCGAUAGAAUUAAAGGAGCUCAUUGCAGAUCAAGCAGCUGUUUUCAAGCAGCUGUACGGCGGAGUUUUUUUCAUGAAAUCUCUUCCCAAGUCCCAGACCGGAAAGAUCCUGAGACAAGACCUCAAGUCAAAGAUUGCUCAUAAAAAGUAA
This is a messenger RNA of Ixodes scapularis (black-legged tick), 324 nucleotides long. RefSeq names its product 4-coumarate--CoA ligase 1-like. NCBI's taxonomy places the organism in Eukaryota, Metazoa, Arthropoda, Arachnida, Ixodida, Ixodidae. The transcript is spliced from 2 exons. The record is from RefSeq and is a predicted model, not a curated record. The coding region runs from base 1 to 324 and encodes 107 amino acids. Gene Ontology annotation, molecular function: CoA-ligase activity.